GUUUGCUAUCGCAUUCGCCAAAACAAGAAAGUUUCUCUCAUUCCGUGAUUUCCCACAACGAAGAAAAUUUAAUAAAUAACCCUUCAACCGUAAAUGUAUUUCCUGGCAAAUUAUGGUGCGAAAUAAUUCUGAAACCGCGAUGGUGACGAAAUAUUCAGUUCGAUAUGUACUGUUGUUUCCAUGGUGCGGGCCUGACCCUAAAGAUACUAGAAGUGCUCGCUGUAUGUCCUGUAACAAAUCGUUUAAGAUAGACACGAUGGGAAAAGCGGCUUUUAUUAGCCACGAGAAAUCUAAAGGUCACCAAAUGAUUAUAAAAAUGCAGAGCUCUAACACACUUAUGACCCAUUAUGUUGACUCCAAAGAAGCACCGAAAACUGACGAUUCAACGCAAAAUCUCUGCAGUAUAAAUUCUACAAUCGUUGAACCGAGUGAACGUGAUCCUACUAUUUGUUUGAAUAGUAUUAUUCCAGACACAGUUUGCACACCUUCAAGAAGCGCAGGUGCGACAAUGAAAAAAUAUGUGCUGAAAGAAGCAGUCACAAAGGCAAAGAUUUUGUGGUGUUUUCAUACAUUGCAACGCACAGUUCAGCCCGUAGCGCUGGAACAUUGGCUUCUGUAUUUAAAUCAAUGUUUCCAGACAGUGAUAUUGCGGCAAGCUUUGAGCUUGGGCGAUCUAAAAUUGGUUACUUGAUUACCUAUGGACUAGCACCAUAUUUUACUCAAAAGAUUCUCGGAGUACUGACUCAACUUUCGGAGUUCGUCGUAGGAUUCGACAAAAGCCUUAACAAAAUCGCUCAAAAACAGCAGAUGGACAUCGUGGUUCGGUA
Messenger RNA from Wyeomyia smithii (pitcher-plant mosquito), 827 nucleotides. RefSeq lists its product as uncharacterized. The transcript has 3 exons. The record is from RefSeq and is a predicted model, not a curated record. Lineage: Eukaryota; Metazoa; Arthropoda; Insecta; Diptera; Culicidae. The coding region runs from base 113 to 691 and encodes 192 amino acids.